Molecule: messenger RNA, 1437 nt
Organism: Paramecium tetraurelia
Lineage: Eukaryota; Ciliophora; Oligohymenophorea; Peniculida; Parameciidae
Exons: 3
Biological process (GO): outer dynein arm assembly; cilium movement
Cellular component (GO): cilium
Source: RefSeq, a predicted model, not a curated record
AUGAUUAUUAUCCUAAAUAAAUUGAAGAUUAAAAAGUUUUAUGCUUAGUUAUUGUAGAAAGUCAACGAAGCACAUGAAGUUCAUGUCAAUCUUACAGAAUUAAAAAAAAGCUGUGAUUCGAUGAAGAUAACUGGAAAUAGGAAGGAAAAGGAUAUUGAGAAUAUGAGAAAGGAAAUUGAUUAAAUGACAAUCCAGGUUGAUCAAUAUAAUUCUACUUAAAAUAACUUAUUAGCAAAAGAGAAGGAAUUACAGCAAAAAUUAGAAGGCUAACAUAAACUGUUAAGUGAGAGUUAAUAUGAUAGGAAAAUCUUUGAACAUACGCUAAAUAGAAUGAAAAAAGAUCAAUUAAUUUAUUAACUUAGAGCAAAUUAAUAUGAAAGACAUUUACAAUUGGCUCUUUAAUAAUAUCAUAGCAGCACUUAUAAAACAUAACAAAUUCAGGAAAUAUAUAGUAAGACCUUAAUGGCUCUUAAAGAUGUCACUGAAGGGAUCUAAUAACAAAAUAAGAAUAGAGAGAAGAAUUUGCAAAGAUUUAAGGACGAUUUAAGAUAAAGAUAAGACAUAGAAUAAAAAAGAGAUGAUAGAAUAAAAAGGUAAUAAGAAAUAGCUGAAGUGGCUGCAAAGGAUAUUAAAGAUAGUGCACUUAAAAAAUGGAGGAAGUUGCUUUUGGUACAUAAAUUUCUCAAUUCAUUUUUAAAAAACAAAAUGCAAAGAGGAAUCGCUUAAUAUCAAAAUUUAGAAAUGACAUUUUAAAAAAUUAAAGCAUCUACAGGCAUUACUGACGCAAAUGAUAUUGUUUAAAAGUUUUUGGGUAGAGAAUAAACUUAUGCACAUCUUUUAAUUUCAAUAUCUGAUUAUGAAAAGAAAAUUAAUGCAUUAAAAAAUGAAAAUUAAGAGCUCCAAACUUAAUAUUCAAAUUUAAAACAAUAAUAUACAGAUAUGGAUAAAGAAUUUUAAGUUGAAACUUAUAGAUAGAAGGAAGAUUUAUUCGAAUAAGAUAAAUUAGUUCAAGAAGUAGAAGAAAAAGCUACUGUGGCCGGCCUAUUAGAGAACAAACUUAGAAAUUGGAUGUCUCGAGGAUUGAAAAAGCUUGGGUUAUAAAAAAAUUAAGGAUUUCAAGCCAUCAUUGAUUCAGUAAGAGAAAAAUUGGUAAAUCUGUCUACAAAAGAUUAAUAAGAUUUAUUAAAUAAAUCAAUGCUAAAUGCAGUUUCUGAUAUUAAAGAUUAAGAAUUCUUAAAAAGAAAUGUUAGAGUCAAACCAAAGAAAUAACUCACUUAAUCUCAUACUAAUCAUUCUAUGGAUUAAUCUUCAAUUAAAGAUGACGAAGAUAUGUUUGAUGAAUUACCAAUAAAGGAAGAUGAAGAAGAUGAAUUGGAAGAAGAAAAGUUGAUAGAAUAAUUAAGAGAGGAAAUUAAAGUUAAAAACCAUAAAAAAUGA